AGAAGUGGGAAAAUGAAGAGCCGUUUGGGAGCCAAAAGAGCCGGCUCUUCUUGGUGCGCUGAGCCAAAUGAUCUGGCUCACUAAAAAGAGCCGUAAUUCCCAUCACCAGUUGAUUCCGUAAACAACAGGCACUUCCGGUAUUUAAAAUACGGGUCGUGAAUUGGGACAAUCUUAAUCGUUUCAGCUUGCAUUGGGUGUGUGUUAAAGAAUUAUCUCUUCCUGGUCAACAAAUAUAGCGUAAAUGUUGACUAAUUACUCACACAUGUACCAGUUUGUUUUAUAACCAACUGACUACGUUAUAUAGAAAAUACACAGUUUGUCGUUUUAAGCGUAUCACCGGAUAUUCGCUCAUUUCCCUUCUUCCGUGGAAGUGCGUCACACAAAGCGGAGUGAACCGCGGUGUGUCUGGGCCACACGACGGGAAGGAAGGAGCCAUGUUGAGCCACUGCUCCUUAAUGACAUGUUUUUGUAUAUAACGCUACAGUAAACGCACUGCUAUACUCCUCUUGAAACUCGGGACGAACUAUAAACCAUAACCAAACAUGUCGGCGGACGAUUUCCAGACGAAGUACUCCUCUGUGAUGGAGAGCAUGCUCAAGAGUGCGAUAGCUGAGACCACGAAACUUUUCGAAACUAUGGUGGACGAGCUGAAGGCAGAGAUCUCUCAGAUGAAGAAGGAGAACGAGGACCUUAAGACGAGAUGCAGCCAGUUUGAGGAGGCGAGAAACCAGCCGGCUGUUGACAGCAGAGAGAGUGAGCCUCCUCCUCCUCCAGGGCCUUGCGACGGCUCUGAGAGACGAGACCGAGCGGUUCAGUGUGACCUUGUUCCUUACCGCACAGUGCUGGUGGAGCAAUGUCAACCAUUGAGGCACUCAUCAUCGCAAAACCAAGAGCAGCAAUGCAGUUAUGAGCAGAUGGAGUACAGUCUGCAGGACCACACCUAUGGAGAGGGAACUACCCAAAUGGCCUUUAUACUUGUCAAGCAGGAAGGCUCUUACGAUGAUUCUUCUCCACCGCCUGUCCUGAAGCAAGAGGAAGCUGAGCCCACUGUUGUCUACGGGCUAGCAGGUUCACCACAGGCCUCUGCUUGUGGAACUGAAAAUGAAGGGCCUCUCAUUAACCAGGAAUGUUCAACUGGGGAAAUGCCCUUGCCUCAAAAAGAUGAAGAGCCCAGAGUGGCACCGGAACUACCCUGUUUGGGAAUGGAUAGCGAUUUACAAGGAGCUCAGAACCAAUCGUCUGAAUUGGAGCAUUCACUCGUCAUCUCACUUGCUGCAAUAGAAGACAACGUGAAAGAAGGGUCUGAAGUCAGUCAGAAGAUAUCAGAAACACAGGGAGAAUCCAUAACAUCCAUUGAAAAACACCCAUUGGUGGAUGCUCAGCAUCAAUCAGAGGUUGAACCUCUGUCAGUGGUCCCCCAACAAUGUCAAAGAGAGGGCAAAACGUCAGUAAAUGAACAGGCAGAUGUUACUCAGCAACAGAAUAAAGAUGUGCCUUUGCCACUCAAGAAAGGAGAAGCAUCUGAAAAAUUAAAGAGUGGUGUGGCAGAUGGUGGGCCUAUUCCCCAGCCUGAGUUGGUGGUACAACGCAGAAGAGGACGGCCACCAAAGAAAGCUAAACGUCCGCAACAGCCCGCGAAAGAAAUUGGUUCUCCGUCUGUUUCAGUAGCAUCUUUAAGUAAAGGAUGUUCCUCUGAAAAGGACAAACCAUCUGAAUCUCAACAAAUUUCAACGGAAAUGGGAGAAGGGGCAAUUCAGGCUCCAUCCACUGAAGGUUCAUCUGCAGUUGAGACACUCAACACUCAGACAGUUCAACCCAGAGAACGCCAUACUUCUGUAACUCUUCAGGAUGCAAUGCUAUUAGUUGAAGCCAUGAAUCAGUCAACGGCAGCACCACCUCAAACCCAGUGUGCCCCCCGUGUGGGUACCUUACAAACUGUGGACGAAGUCCCAGCUGAGCCACAGACGCCACUGCUUCCCGUUGAAACUCGAAAAGCUGCAGGCAAUCUGCCCGUGACAGUGACCACAAUGACGCAGUCGACAAAAGAGAAAAUCAGAGUCACUCCUGUGACUGCAGAUGCCACUCCAACCAAUGAAUCUCAGGCCCACAUCAAGGGUGUCAUCCCAAAACAACAGCAUACGGUCACACCAGCAAAUAAAACUACAUCUUCAGUGUCCCUAGCAACUGCCGCAGUUCAAACAAAUGUGCAGUCACUUCAGCAGCGCCCUACCCGUCGUCUGAUAACAACAGUAGCGCCCAGCAAAAGGGGUACGGCAGUAUCUCAUAAAAUAAUUGCCAUGCCACGAUCAGUAUCGUCAUUAAUGUGCCAUAAAAUAGCAGCAUUGUCUCCAAGCCAGCUUCCCACUGUUGUGUCUACAGUGGUUGCCGCACAGAAAACGAGCAUACUUCCAGGCUCUACAACUGCCGGCUUGACUCUCGGAACACCUUCCCUUUCCUCAGUUCCUCCGAAAACAAUAUACGUUUCAUCCAGGAAACCGUUUCCUGUUGUUCAUUCACAGUCAACCGCCACCUCAACAGACCCGCAGCCAGGGACUCUACCACGCCCCAAAAAAAUAACAAUUAUAAUUCCCAGACAGGUGUCAGCUGUAGCGUCAAGGAAACAGACCACUGUUCUGACAACCAAGCAGGAGACUGCCAAAUCGGUCGCUCCUGUUAAGGUGUCACCGCAACAGAUGAUUUCUUCGUCACACGUGUUAAGUGUUUCUGUGGAUACACAAAUGGUUUUAGAUGAAGUUGCCACAAUAUCGUCUCAAAAGGAAUUGGGAAUUUUCCAAAGAAAAUCUCUCAAACAAACAGCUUCUGUUUCUGAACCAAUAACUGCACCUACAGAUACCUGUUCAGAUUUAAACAUGCCAGUUGGGCUAGUGCCAACCUCCCCGUCUCUGGUGGUACCAGCGACUUUUGAACAAAAUCUUUCUGCUGUGGUCAGAUUAUCCAGGCUCUCAUUUCCAGUAACAGCCAAGGAAGCAGUAUUAGUCUCAAGCCUGUCUACAGAUGAAUCCUCUGAAACUCAAUCCAUUUUGAAAGACGGUACCACACAAGAGGAACCAUCGUCUGUGGUCAUAUCUACACAGCCAUCAGCGUUGUCCACUGACAUUUGUCCCAGUUUAAAAGAAACUUCUGUUGCUCUGUCUGUAAACACCUCUCAGAUGUCCUCGGAAAACUGCACCAUUUUGGAAGAAGAGUCACCCGACAGCGGGCCAUCUACACCAUCCAAGGUGUCAGCACCCGUCUUUGAGGACUCAACAUUAACUAUCUACACGACCCAGGCUCCUGCUGUAUCUGGUACAGCUGAUGAACCCAUUUCUAAUUCUGAUGAGGAAAUAAUCAGCAUUGCAGCGCAAGAUGCGUCACCUAAUGACCCACCUAUAGAAGAGAAACAGUCAGCUGCACUCCUACAUCUAACCCCCAUCACCACCAAGGACAUCUCUGAUCCUCAUUUACAGAUGACUAAAGCCCAGUUCCUGGCGCAGCUGGCAGUGACACCUGUUACGGAAGACCCAAAAAAGGCCUCCUCUAAUGACUCUGUAGAUGCCACAGCUUCUUGUACAGAGACCAGCACCAAUGACAAGAAAAGGUUACAGAAAAAUUCCCUUGUGGCCCAACUUCGAAGUCAUCUCCGAGCUCACUCGAAAGCUAGAAGAACUGAAACAAAUCCAGAACCACGCCCAGAAACCGAGACCCCCACUGUAACCCCUAAAAAACGUAGAUUAGAGAAUGACAGUCCUAACGAUAAAAACGUAACUAGAGAACCUAUUCCCCUCAAAGACCCAGGAGCAGUUGAAGAUAUUACAUCUCCAAAAAAGACAACUGAUGCUGUGAGCCCAAGGAGAUCUGGACUAUGUGAAGCUGGUGUUGGACACAAGAAGACUGUUAGUGAACCAACUUCUGUCAGUUCUAGGAGGUUUACGGCUACAAGAAAAUCCACUCCUGUGAGUCCGAGAAGGUCUAGGUCAGGUGCAAAUGGUGUAGGCUCCAAAACUAAGAUAUCCACUUCUGUGAGUCCUAGGAGGUCUAGCUCAAUGAAACGAAGUGCUAGCCCUAAAAAGACAAAAUCCACCUCGAUGAGUCCUAGGAGGUCUAGCGCAAUUAAAGAAAGUGCUAGUGCUAAAAAGACAAAAUCCACCUGGGUGAGUCCUAGCACAGUUAAAGAAAGUGCUAGCGCUAAAAAGACAAUAUCCACCUCGGUGAGUCCUAGGAGGUCUAGCGCAAUUAAAGAAAGUGCUAGUGCUAAAAAGACAAAAUCCACCUGGGUGAGUCCUAGGAGGCCUAGCACAGUUAAAGAAAGUGCUAGCGCUAAAAAGACAAUACCCACCUCGGUGAGUCCUAGGAGGUCUAGCGCAAUUAAAGAAAGUGCUAGCGCUAAAAAGACAAAAUCCACCUCGGUGAGUCCGAGGAGGGCUAGCGCAACUAAAGAAAAUGCUAGCCCUAAAAAGACAAAAUCCACUUCUGUUAGUUCGAGGAUGGCUAGCUCAACUAAACAAAGUGCUAGCUCUAAAAAGACCCCAAAAAUUUCUUUGCAUUCUAGGAAGAUUGUUUCAACUAGAGAUGUGGCCAGCUCCAAAAUUGGUGCUAGCCCUAAAAGUGCUAAAACCUCUUCUGUGAGAACUAGCUUGAGUAGAGAUAGUGCUAGUCCUAAAAAGACAAAAUCUACUGUUAGUCCUAGGACUUCUGGUUUAAGUAAAAAUGAUACUACUCCUAAAGUGUCUACCAAUGAAUUUUUCUGCCGUAGGAGGUGUACCUUCCCUAAAGAUGGUUCCGGCAGUAAACAAGUUCAAAGUGAAUCCAAUUCCCGCAUAAGCACAGACGGUGCUAGUACUAAAAACGCCCAAAGUGAAACUGGUUCCCCAAGUGUUAGGUUGCCUAAAUUGGUUAAAGAUGGUGUCAGACCAAGAAAGACGAGGGAAUCCCUUCCCGCUAAGAAACCCAGAUUAAUUCAAGAUGGUACUGGUCCUAAAAAGAAUUCAGGAUUGGUGAACGCUAAGAAGUUGGCUAAAGCAGCAAAAGCCAAAAAGAUAGCUAAGAUGAAAAAUUCUAGUCAAUCGAAAUUGCAGAUUGGAGCUAAACCAAGCCAGUUAGCAGAGAACCUAGCUAGCUGUGAGGCUGUGAGGAAAUUUACAGCUACAGCUGUGUGGACUCCUCCUACAAUGUCAGCCAGUAAAACACCUCCGUCUGGGGGGAAGAAAGAGACAAGUUCACCAAGAUCCCCGGAUCAUCCAUUAAUUUACCCCCCGAGCAUUUCUCUCCUUCCCAUACCUGUCAGAGCACCACCUGUUGUAUCACCAUUACAGCCUUUAUCAGUCAUCGGUAGGCGUCUGCUCAAGAACCAGUGUGGGGAGUGCGGCCGCGUCCUCAGCAGCGUCGCUGCCCUGGAAAGCCAUGUUAGUCUCCAUGCAGGUCGCCGACCUUUCUCGUGCACGCUCUGCGGGAAGAGGUUCCCAGACUCAAAAGGUCUGAAACGGCAUGGCCGGGUGCACCGCAAUGGCAGGAUCCAUAUCUGUCCACAGUGCGGGAAAGGCUUCGUCUAUCGCUUUGGCCUCACUAAACACCUCCUGAUGGUGCACAGGAGGAUUAAACCUUUUAUCUGCCAGAUAUGUAACAAGGGGUUCUUCACAAAACGAGACGUGGAAGCCCACAUACGGAUGCACACAGGAGAGAAACCAUUCCACUGCAACCUCUGUGACAAGAAAUUUGCAAGGAGGGUAGAACUAAAUGUGCAUUUAAGGUGGCACAAUGGGGAGAAGAGACACUGGUGCCCAUUUUGUGGAAAAGGAUUUUUAGACUUCAAUAACCUGAAAAGACACAAGUAUAUCCACACAGGGGAGAAACCACAUUCCUGCCCACACUGUCCCAAGAAUUUCACGCAGUCGGGCCACCUGAAAAAGCAUGUAAAAAAUGUCCAUAAAAUAUUAUGAGAUGCAUAAAAAGCGAUGUUUCACUGAGAAUGUUAAAGGAUAUUGGUAUUUUUCAACCUGGACCCUAUUUUCCCAUGUUUUUUUGACUAAUGGGGACAACAAUUUUUGAAAUUGGUCCGGUACUGAGGGAGAACGCUGCAGCCGCCAGCCACUAAACGAGCUGUAAUGUAAUCAUUUGUGGCAACCUGGCACCGUCUGUUAACGUCCGUUAAAAGUGUUCACGGACAGGCUCAGAUUGUUAUUAUAAAUGUCUGACAACAUUAUGGAAAGGACCCUACAGAUAAAUGAAAUGUUUUUCUUGCCUUUCGCUUUCCACUUGAUAUUGUGUCAUGCAACUUGUUGCCGGAAGAGACAACAGUGGAAAUGUGAGUGAGAGUGGAGAGAGGACGGCCACGGGACACCGGUGUUCUCAGAGUUUUUUGUGCUGGAGUACUUAAAGCGUAGCUUAGUGUUAUCUAAAAGAUUUUCAAUGUCAUGGCUGGUUAUUUAUAUGAUUUCCACAAUGUGGAUGCGACGCAAGGUUUCAGAGCGAGA
Molecule: messenger RNA, 6470 nt
Organism: Sebastes umbrosus (honeycomb rockfish)
Lineage: Eukaryota; Metazoa; Chordata; Actinopteri; Perciformes; Sebastidae
Product: mucin-3A
Exons: 5
Coding region: 543-5936 (1797 amino acids)
Biological process (GO): regulation of transcription by RNA polymerase II
Cellular component (GO): nucleus
Molecular function (GO): DNA-binding transcription factor activity, RNA polymerase II-specific; RNA polymerase II transcription regulatory region sequence-specific DNA binding
Source: RefSeq, a predicted model, not a curated record